GGAGUGACCAAAACGCACACUAUUAUAUACACACACGGUUGCGAAUUGCUGCUAUGCGCCUUUCUAUUUUCUGAUUAGCAAAAUGCUAAAAUUGCACUCCUCUCUUUCACUGUCAUCACAACUCUCUCGUUCUGCGCUCUCUGCACGCCGCGAUCCUCAUAGAACUUGCUUCAGUGUUUCACUUCUUCUGCCAUCGCCAUUUUUGCUUUCUUCAACAAAACUGCUUUCUUAAGGCCAUAGUCUAGGAUGAAUAACACUUCUGAUGAAGAGUCAGAGGAGAUCAGUGAGUCUGAGAUUGAUGCCUAUUGCGAUGAAAAACCUUACAAGCAACUCAAGAACGGGGGCCACAAGGUUAAGGUGAAGGAGGACAUAUUCAGGUGCCCUUUUUGCUCAGGGAAGAAGAAGCAACACUACAAAUACAAGGAGCUGCUUGCUCAUGCGACUGGUGUUGCCAAAGGAUCUGCGAGCAGGAGUGCUAAGCAGAAAGCAAAUCACCUCGCUUUGAGAAAGUACAUGGAGAAUGAGCUUGCUGGUGAUUCUGGUGCCCCACGCCUACAACUUGUCUUGUUCUCGCCGAAGCAGUCUCAACCAGUUGUGAAUGACAUUUAUGUCUGGCCUUGGGUGGGCAUUGUCAUCAACCCACUCAGAGUAACCGACGACAAGAACUCGCUCCUUGAUUCAGCUUACUGGUUGAAGAAGCUCGCCAGAUUCAACCCUCUUGAGGUGAAAACUCUUUGGGUUGAGCAGGAUUCCGUAGUUGCCGUCAUCCCUAGGUUUGACAGUGGUAUGAAUGGGUUCAAGAGUGCCACAGAGCUUGACAAGUUCUAUGAGAUUAAACGCUGCGGCAAAAAGGAUUGGAGUGAUAAAACAGGCGACUGGAGUUCCAAGACUUAUGGUUGGUGCGCCCGCGCAGAUGAUUACAACUCUCAAGGCCCGAUAGCUGAGUACCUGUCAACAGUGGGAACGCUGAGAAGUUUCUCUGAUAUUUCCAAGGAAGAAAUGCAGAAUACGAAUCUUGUGGUUGAUGAACUAGCAAAUAAAAUCGCUUUGAAGAAUGAGGAUCUGAGCAAGGUCCUAUACAAGUAUAACGAGAAGGCCAUCUCUCUGCACAGGGUUCUCAUAGAGAAAGAAAAGCUGGACCGAGCUUAUAAAGAAGAAACAAAAAGAAUGCAGGAGGUUUCGCGGCACAACAUUGACAGGAUCUUAAAAGAAAAGGACAGGCUGAGCAAUGAACUGGAUCAUAAGAUGCGUAAGCUGAAACUUUGGUCCAAAGAAUUGGACAAGAAGGAAGCACUAACUGAACUGGAGAGACAAAAGCUUGAUGAAGACAAGAAGAAGAGCGAUGCCAUGAACUCCUCCCUCCAGUUAGCUUCACUGGAGCAGAAAAGGACGGAUGAACGCGUCUUGAGUCUUGUGGAAGAACACAAGAGGAAAAAAGAAGAGACUUUGAACAAGAUCCUUCAGCUUGAGAAGGAAUUAAACAGCAAACAGAAACUUCAAAUGGAGAUUCAAGAGCUGAAAGGAAAGCUGCAAGUCAUGAGGCGUGUGGAAGAUGAAGAUGACGAGGACAUUAAGAAGGAAAUGAAGGACAUGAAUGAGAAGCUGGAGGAGAAGUGUUCUGAGUUAGAAGAUCUAGAGGACACUAACUCGGCCCUCAUGAUAAAACAACGCCAAGGCAAUGAUGAGAUACAAGAAGCCCGUGAAGAAUUGCUUACGGGAUUGAGAGAAUUGUUGAGUGAUCGAACCAACAUCAGGAUAAAGCGGCUGGGAGAACUGGAUGAAAAGCCCUUCUUGAAAGCAUGCGAGGAGAGAUUCACUGGCGAAGAAGCUGAUAUGCAGCAUGCCAUGCUUUGCUCGAAAUGGCAGGAAAACCUCAAAGAUGCAGGAUGGCACCCAUUCAAACGCGUGGGGACUGAAGGCAAAAUGACGAUUUGAUGAAACCGGAUCGGGUCUAGCUCUAGAUCCGUUCUUGGUUUUUGGAUUUCCAGCGUCUUUUAUCAUAUUGGUCAAUCCAGAUGCUCCCGAAACUCGCAGCACAUAGAGAUGUCUCUGUUUCUGAAAGACGAUUCGAUUCAAAUCCGCGAAGUGUGGAACGAUAACCUGCAGGAGGAGAUGGAUCUGAUCCGAGAAGUGGUGGACGAUUUCCCUUACGUCGCCAUGGACACGGAGUUCCCAGGGAUCGUCGUCCGACCAGUGGGAACCUUCAAAUCGAACGCCGACUACCACUACGAAACCCUAAAGAUGAACGUCAACAUCCUCAAGAUAAUCCAGCUCGGCCUCACCUUCUCCAACGAACAAGGUAACCUCCCAACCUGUGGAACCGAGAAAUACUGCAUCUGGCAAUUCAAUUUCCGGGAGUUCGAUGUGAACUCGGACAUCUUCGCCCUCGACUCCAUCGACCUUCUCAAACAGUCCGGCAUCGACUUUGCCAGAAACACUCAGGACGGAAUCGAGUCCAAGAGAUUCGCGGAGCUCCUGAUGUCCUCGGGGAUUGUGCUGAACGAGAACGUGCACUGGGUCACGUUUCACAGCGGGUACGAUUUCGGGUACUUGCUGAAGCUCCUGACAUGCCAGGACCUGCCGGAUUCACAGACGAGCUUCUUCGAGCUGAUCAACGUUUACUUCCCGACGGUGUACGACAUUAAGCACCUGAUGAAGUUCUGCAACAGCCUUCACGGUGGCCUGAACAAGCUCGCGGAGUUGCUGGAGGUGGAGAGAGUUGGGAUCUGUCACCAAGCUGGCUCCGAUAGUUUACUCACGUCUUGUACUUUCAGAAAGCUUAAGGAGAAUUUCUUCGUUGGUCCUUUGCAGAAAUAUUCUGGUGUUUUGUAUGGAUUAGGUGUUGAAAAUGGUCAGGUUGCUCUCUAAACAAAACAAAAAAAUCAAAUAAAAAUUCCUUAUAACUCUUUCUCUCUCUCUCGUUCUUUUUUGGGUAUGCAAUGCAAUGCAUGAUCACAAAAUCG
Molecule: messenger RNA, 2963 nt
Organism: Thlaspi arvense
Lineage: Eukaryota; Viridiplantae; Streptophyta; Magnoliopsida; Brassicales; Brassicaceae
Source: the annotation of a GenBank genome assembly